AUGCCUGCUACUACAGCAGAAACCCUCUCCCUCGUUUCGAGAACUGUAUCGGUUGCGCCGCUGGUGUUACUUUCAGCAGCAGAUCAUUAUGGACGGUCAGAAAGUAAAGGCACGCGCAGAGUGGUUGGAGUUCUGUUAGGACAGAAUGAAGGAAAGAAUGUACGAGUAUCAAACAGUUUUGCUGUUCCAUUCGAAGAAGACGAGAAAGACCCAUCAGUAUGGUUUUUGGACCACAACUACGUCGAAUCGAUGAAUGAUAUGUUCAAGAAGAUCAAUGCAAAGGAGAAGCUGAUAGGAUGGUAUCAUUCUGGGCCUAAGCUCAGAGCUUCGGAUUUGGAGGUCAAUGAGUUGUUCAAAAGAUAUACACCCAACCCAUUACUUGUGAUUAUCAAUUGUCAACCAACGGACAGCGGCGUACCGACAGAUGCCUACUUUGCGGUAGAGGAGAUUAAAGAUGACGGCACAACUACCUCUAAGACUUUCGUACAUACACCAACGAUCAUCGAGGCUGAGGAGGCUGAAGAAAUCGGAGUUGAACAUUUACUUAGAGAUAUUAGAGAUGUGGCGGUUGGUACACUUUCAACACGAAUCACAAGCCAAGUGCAAUCAUUGCAAGGACUACACGCACGAUUACGAGAUAUUGGUCAAUAUCUACAAAACGUCCUCGACGGAACUCUACCAGUCAACCACGCCAUUCUAGGCAACCUUCAAGAUGUUUUCAACCUCCUCCCUAAUUUAUCUACACCCAAAGCCUCCUCUCACAUUCCCAAUGGCGCCGAUGCACCUGUUGAGAAUAACAGCGAACUAGCACAUGCCAUGAGCAUAAAGACCAACGAUCAAUUGAUGGCUAUCUACUUAAGUAGUUUGAUCCGCGCCAUUACCGCCUUCCACGACCUUAUCGAAAACAAAAUCCAAAAUAGACAACAACAAGAGGAGAAAGAUGCCAAAAAGGAUGAAGCCAAAGAUGAGAAGGACAAGAAGACUGAGGGAACUAAUGGUGUGAAUGGGGAUGCUAAGGAGGGUAAGGAAGCGGAAAAGGAGAAAGAGGAUAAGGAAAAGAAGAAGUGA
Molecule: messenger RNA, 1068 nt
Organism: Botrytis fragariae
Lineage: Eukaryota; Fungi; Ascomycota; Leotiomycetes; Helotiales; Sclerotiniaceae
Product: putative 26s proteasome regulatory subunit rpn-8 protein
Exons: 3
Coding region: 1-1068 (355 amino acids)
Biological process (GO): proteasome-mediated ubiquitin-dependent protein catabolic process
Cellular component (GO): proteasome regulatory particle; proteasome complex
Molecular function (GO): metallopeptidase activity; protein binding
Source: RefSeq, a predicted model, not a curated record